Molecule: messenger RNA, 1170 nt
Organism: Durusdinium trenchii
Lineage: Eukaryota; Dinophyceae; Suessiales; Symbiodiniaceae
Source: the annotation of a GenBank genome assembly
GGCUCGAGCGCCUGGGGAAAUCCCGAAGCAGACUGAAACGGUGGCGGGUCAGAACGAGGAACAGCUGCCAUGGUCGCAAGCUCUCUUCUGCAAUCGUUGUUUGGCCCUGGCCAGCGGUGCGAGGAACAGCGUGGCGUGAAGAUGGAGAAUGCCAAAUGCACCAAAGCAUACAGCGUGGUGAUUGAGAAGCGCCGUCCUGCCAGAGCUUUCGAUUUGGACCUGAGCCUACAGGAGCAGUGCAGCUCCGAGUCCCCGGUGUUCGGCCAAUCACCAGAUGGCAAGCUUUCCACUCCAGGUUCAAAGGGCAGAGCUCAGGUGCUGGCCAACUUCAAUCAGCGAAGCUUGGCAGUCUGGGGUCCUCUCAGACAGAUCAUCUGGUCCUCUCGGCUCAAGGAGUUCAUCUCCUUCCUUCAAAGCCGCAGGGGGGAAGACAAGGGCUGAGACGCACACCAGCAGCCUGAAGGUCCCAAUGGGGACAGCUCUCCAAGUUUUCCAAGACCGGCUGGAUACGAAGUCUAUGACAGGCUUCUGCGCUAGCUCCAGUGACCCGUUGACGGACUUGCGCUGUAUGAUAUCAUUACGUUUCAACGUGACCCCACUUUUCCAUUGAAGUUGGCAGAGGUUGUUUGGGCGCAUGGUUUCUGCCAGAAACAUGUGAAAUUUUGGACUCGUUUAGUUUUGAAGUGUGGGUAAUUCAAUGGAGCAUUAUGCAUCAUGGAUUUUCAAAAGCAAAGCAUGUUUUAAUAGCUUUGCUACAAUUCAGGGGUCUUGACGACCAUCAGUGCCAUCGGUGCUAACUCCCCGAGCUGCGUUGGGCCAUCUUGUGCAGAUUUGAUCGGCUACGGCAGUUAGGUUCACGUCUGGAGUUCCAGGCUGUGCUCCAUCUGACGGCAGCCAAGCAUUGGAAGUUCGUCAAAACAGGCCUUUCUGGUCAGCUGUAACACGCAGACCGGUGGGCUGGAUGGUCAGGCCAAGUGCUUUGCCAUUGGCCCAGCAGACUUGGCGGAGCCCAGAAACAACAGACCCGCCGCGUUUUGCGUAGUCGCUGGCAUGAGGGAGAUCCCGGCGAACUACAGCGAUUUCGCAGGUUCCCCAAUUCGAGCAACUAAGAUGUUGCUCUAAUCGAUGAAAUUGACUUCUCCGAGAGUAGCUCCCGAUUUGCUGCUUGAC